Peniophora sp. CBMAI 1063 is the source of this 1236-nucleotide messenger RNA. The record is from the annotation of a GenBank genome assembly. NCBI's taxonomy places the organism in Eukaryota, Fungi, Basidiomycota, Agaricomycetes, Russulales, Peniophoraceae.
AUGCAAGCCGAGCUUGAGCCCACCGUCCGCAUCCGUGAACUUUUGAAAGAUCGUGUUGAUUUUGUGCUUGAAAAUGUCGACUUGGCUUUCGCGAACUCCCUACGCAGGGUCAUGAUGGCUGACAUUCCAACCGUCGCUAUCGACAUGGUGGAAGUCCAAGAAAAUACCACCGUAUUACCCGACGAAUUCAUCUCGCAUCGAUUGGGUAUGAUUCCCCUCGUCAGCGCCAACUGUGACGAAGCAAUCCGUUACAAUCGAGAUUGCACGUGCUCCACUGCCUGCCAGAACUGCGCUGUCGAGCUACAACUAAACGUGUCUAUGACCGGCGAGGGGACACUGGACGUGACUAGCGACCACAUCGACGUGGUUCGCAAACGCGAUUGGGAUGGCGAGUACUACGAGGAUGGCGAGGAGUGCUUGAAGCGUAUAGAAACCUUCGGGCAGCCGGUUGGAAAAGGUGAACCCGGUAAUCAGCCAGUGCUGAUCUGCAAACUACGCAAGGGCCAAGGCAUCAAGGUACGAUGUAUCGCAAAGAAGGGUCUCGCAAAGGAGCACGCAAAAUGGUCGCCUUGCUCGGCUGUCUCGUUCGAAUACGACCCGCACAACCGCCUUCGCCACACCUCCUACUGGUUUGAAGACGAUAUCAAGAAGGAGUGGCCACUUUCACAUAAUGCGCAGGAGGAAGAGCCACCGCGAGACGAUGAGCCGUUCGACUACAACUUGAAGCCAAAUAAGUACUACUUCUGUGUCGAGACGGAUGGUUCCCUCGGUCCGCAAGAGGUUGUGAUGAAGGGCCUGGCAGAACUACAGCAGAAACUUGCGAACCUUAUUCUCGGACUAAAGUCAGAUCCAACAGACGUAGAUGGGUUUGCAGGGAGCGGCGCAGCUCUGGGUGGCGACGGUUCAACAGGGGUCGAUGGUGCGACGAAUGGCGCGUGGGGAGGAGCAGCGACGAGCCCUGCCACAGGCGGCGCAGGGUGGGGAGGAAGCCCCGCAACUUCCGGGGGCGGCUGGGGGGCAACAUCGGGUUCGCCGGGUACGGGAUGGGGCGCAUCUGGUGCCGGCGGCAAUAGUACCUCUCCCGCUGCAGGAUGGGGUGGCGCUGCCGCAACCAGUCCAGCUGCAGGAUGGGGAGCUGGCUCAAGUGGCGGCGCGACUAGCGGAUGGGGCUCUUCAAGCCCAAGCGGAGGUGGCUGGGGUAGUAGCAGUCCUAGGCAAGGCGGUUGGAAUGUGUAA